AUGGCGGCGGCGGCGGCAGCUUUGCCGGAAAUGUCUUUGGACAAGGCUCUCCAAUUCCAGCCCCGGACCCCAAUGUCGCUGAGAUUGAGGCAACUGGGUCGCGGCUCACACCAAUUCCGUGUCCCAGUUGACGACUCAGAUAAGCGGCCUUCAAGUUUCGAGUCCCGUGGGAGAAUCCGAGUUCUUACCACCCCGUCCAAAAUUCGGCUCGGGCGGAAGCCGGGAUUCGCUAACGGAAAGCCUGCCGUCAAGGAGGCGAAGGGUCCAAAAUUGGCCGCGAUCAUCGGCCUUGCUCUGCGUCAACUCCCUCCUGAUAUCCCGGUUGCCACUGAAUACAAGGGCAAGGUUAUUACCCUUCAGGCCUUCGACCUCCCCGAAAAUGGUGUUUUCGUGGUUGAGUGCCAGGAGCCACAUCGAGCGGAGGCGGAAAAAUGGAAUGUCAAGUUCUCAGGCCCGUAUUGGAUCAGCAUCGACAGCCUGACCGAGUACCUGAAGACGAUGGAAGAACCGGUUAAUGACAGUUCCUUCCCCAAGCACCUGAGAGCUCUUGAUGCCCUCGGCAUUAUCCUCGGACACACAGCUCGUGCAGGGGAAGGAAUUGCCACAGUUGGACGGAACCGAGCGUUUGCCAUAGAUGACAAGAGGAGGGAAGCCGUGAACACCUUCGGCGAAAGUUUGUUGGCCAUGCUGCGAGGGUACUAUCAGAGCGUUCGCACGGGCACUGGGAGAAUCCUCGUGAAUACCAACGUGAUGCAUGCUCCCUUCCGUGCCCAACUGGAGCUGAGUAGCUUGUUCGAACGCGAAGGGGUGGCAAAAAUGGAGAAGAUUGACCAGCUUCAGAAGUACCCACCACAUGUUAAGCAAAACUAUGAACGGCAGCUUAACAGCCUGCACAAGUUCCUCGGAAGGUCGCGGGUUCUCUGCAAGGUCCCUGGCGACAAACCCGGCAAAUGGUUUGAUGCCUGCAGAUCGAUUGCUGGCCUGGCCACUGCUAAGGACGGCCGAGUUGGGAGCAAUGUCCGGAAUCAGGAGGCUCCCAAAUUUGCCCAUGGUCUGCAGUAUGGUGGUCUGGCUUCCGUGCAGUUCUACCUGAAAACCCAAAAUCGGGGUCCGCCGCCCCGCCGAAGGGUCUCCAAUGGGAUACAAUACAACAUCAAGGCAAAUCUGAGCCUUCCUUUGGUCAACGUGGGGGCGGUCCAGAAGCCGAUUUACUUUCUGGCGGAGCAUUGCAAAUUGCUAUAUGGCCCCGUCAAGGCCAAGAUGAACCCAAGAGAGCAGAGCGAAAUGAUAAAGUUCGCUUGCCAAUCACCGGCUCACAACGGGAACUCUAUCACGAAUGUGGCGAGAGCGGUGCUCGGGUUUGACAACAACCCGCUACUUGACCGGUUCGGUGUCUCCGUCGACAAGCAGCUUAUUACCGUCAUCGGUCGAGAACUUACGCCGCCCGGUCUGGCAUAUCUCGCUCAGACAGGAAAUUCACUUUCCAUGGUCAGACCGAAAAAUGGCGGGUGGUUAAUGAAGGGCGCGAAGAUCAGCAAGCCAGGACGAUUGAUCAGAUCAUGGACGUUCCUCCACAUCUCCAAGCAACAAAAGCCCCGACACCAUGCCGAAGUCCAAUCGGUCGCCAUCAAGUUCAUGAAGUUCAUGGCGACCAAUAUGGGCAUGAAAAUCAGCAAUCCAGGCAAUCCACUGAAUGGGAGUUCGACCGAACCGGGAUUCAAGGUCAAAUCUGCUGUCGACGAAGCGAGUCUGAAGCUAGCUUUCAAAAAGAUCGUAAAAGCUAGACCGGAUUUUGUGCUUGUGCUGCUCCCGGCCCAAGAUACGGCGCUGUACAACAUGGUGAAGAAGAUUGCAGACGUCGACUACGGCUUGCAGAACGCCUGUGUUGUGCAGGACAAGAUCCUCGAGGAAAAGGGUCAGAUGAGAUAUUUUGCCAACGUCACUCUGAAGGUCAAUCUCAAGUUUGGCGGAACCAACCAAAUGCUCAGGGGCGAGAUUGGAUUGCUCAAAUCUGGAAAGACGAUGGUAGUGGGAUACGACGUCACCCAUCCAACGAACCUUGCCGCCGGGGCGGACAAACACGCGUCUAGCAUGGUCGGUCUGGUGGCCAGCGUUGAUAAGAAUCUCAUUCAAUGGCCAGCUGUUGCGUGGGUGGGCCCGGCAAGAGAGGAGAUGCUCGGCCAAGACUUGGUUGAGAAGUUCAAGUCCCGGCUGCAUCUAUGGCAGAAGAACAACCAGGGCCGGCUCCCUGAAAACAUUCUCAUCUUCCGUGAUGGUGUUUCUGAAGGACAGUUCAGCCUGGUCCUCGAAAAAGAACUUCCGCACAUCCGAGAGGCCUGUAAACAAACGUACCAGGCAAUUCUGAAACCGCGUAUCACUUUAAUCGUGUCAGCCAAGCGCCACCAGACGCGCUUUUUCCCAACUGAUACCCAGCACAUUCAUCCCAGAUCCAAGAAUCCAAAGGAAGGGACAGUUGUUGACCGUGGCGUGACGAACGUGCGGUACUGGGACUUCUUUUUGCAGGCCCAUGCAUCUACUCAAGGCACUGCUCGGCCGGCGCAUUAUACGGUUCUGCUCGACGAGAUCAUCAGGGCCGACUAUGGUGCCGCGGCGGCCGACGUCCUCGAGAAGCUUACACAUGACAUGUGUUAUCUCUAUGGCCGAGCCACCAAGCGGUCAGCAUCUGCCCGCCUGCGUACUAUGCUGACCUGGUCUGCACGAGAGCCCGCGUUCACUAGAGCGAGCUCUUUGAAGACACUGGAUCAAUGA
Messenger RNA from Lasiosphaeria miniovina, 2769 nucleotides. Its product is annotated as Piwi domain-containing protein. Lineage: Eukaryota; Fungi; Ascomycota; Sordariomycetes; Sordariales; Lasiosphaeriaceae. Gene Ontology annotation, biological process: regulatory ncRNA-mediated post-transcriptional gene silencing. Gene Ontology annotation, molecular function: protein binding; single-stranded RNA binding; RNA endonuclease activity. The coding region runs from base 1 to 2769 and encodes 922 amino acids. The record is from RefSeq and is a predicted model, not a curated record. The transcript has 5 exons.